AUGUCAGGGCCCUGGCUCACCUGGAAUGUGCGUGGGCUAGGAGACACAACAAAGAGGGAGGCAGUUAAAAAAGCAAUAUUGCAGUUGAGAUCUGAACUUCUUUUUUUCCAAGAAACUAAAUUAAAUGAGCAGCGACAACGUACAAUUGAAAAGUGGACUCAAGGUCUGAGCAUGAAUCACGUGGAGGUUUUUUCUGAAGGGGCCGCGGGUGGUCUUAUGUGUCUAUGGCGGGAGAGCAACCUUCGUGUUCUGUCUGUUGUGAAGGAUGUAAGUUUUAUUUUUUUGACAUUACAUGUACCAAAUAUUGAUCAAACUGUGCUGGUAGGAAAUGUUUACGGUCCACACACUCUACUGGAGCGUCGUUUAUUGUUUGAGGCUUUAAAAGUUCAAGUGCUGAGUCAUGUUGGUAUGACGUUCAUUGGUGGCGACUUCAAUGCGGUUCUGUUAGGAUCUGAAAGGUCUUCUGGGGGAGUUCUGGAUGCCGGCGAUGCAGUCUUCCAACAGUUUGUACAUGAAUGUCACUUAAAUGACUUGCCAUUGCUUAAUGGAAAAUUUACUUGGUUUUCAGGUCGUAAUGAUGGUUUAUGGAGUCGUUUAGAUCGCUGGCUAGUGUCUGAUGAUGUGCUAAUAUUUUUCAAUAAUAUUUCUCAGACUAUUUUUGACUGGAGUGUGUCUGAUCAUAGAGCAGUAGGCCUGUCGUUUGGGGUGCCUGAUGCUGGCCCCAAACCUUUCUAUUAUUUUAACCACUGGGUGGAGGAGGAUGGGUUUAAUGAUCUGGUUGAGACUUGGUGGAGGUCUGCAGUGUAUCAAGGAUGGUCUGGAUAUGUUCUGCAACAAAAAUUAAAGGGGUUGAGGAGGAAGAUUAGAGAGUGGCGUAGGGGGAGAGGGGCUUGGGGAGUUGAAAAAAUUGUAUCUUUAGAAAGCAGACUACAGGAGGUAAUGGGGGCCUUGGAAAAUCAGGGGGGGUCAGAGGCUCUGACAAAGGAGCGGAGGUCUGUUUUGGAGGAUUUAUGGAGAGCUUACCGCGAGGAGGAAAGAGUAUGGCGUCAGAAAUCUAGGGUGCGUUGGUUGAAGGAUGGAGAUAGGAACACUAAAUUUUUCCACCGCAUGUGCAAGGUCCGCACUGUUAAGAAAAAUAUUACUCAGCUACGGUAUCAAGGCAGAUUGCUAACAUCUCCGACGGAUAUUAAAGAAGCUACGCGGGAUCAUUUUCAGAAUUUUUUUCGGGUGGCAGAUGUGCCUCGACCGUGGUUCCAGAAUCAGAAUUUACAGAAGGUUUCAGAUGUAAAUAAUCAAUUUUUGGAAGCAGCUUUUUCACUUGAGGAAAUCUGGGAAGUGGUCAAGAAUUUUGAUGGAAACAGAGCACCUGGACCUGAUGGAUUCAGCAUGGAUUUUUUUUAA
Messenger RNA from Lotus japonicus, 1401 nucleotides. RefSeq lists its product as uncharacterized. The coding region runs from base 1 to 1401 and encodes 466 amino acids. The record is from RefSeq and is a predicted model, not a curated record. Gene Ontology annotation, molecular function: catalytic activity. The transcript has a single exon. Lineage: Eukaryota; Viridiplantae; Streptophyta; Magnoliopsida; Fabales; Fabaceae.